This is a messenger RNA of Mizuhopecten yessoensis (Yesso scallop), 1798 nucleotides long. RefSeq names its product transcriptional repressor scratch 2-like. Gene Ontology annotation, molecular function: DNA-binding transcription factor activity, RNA polymerase II-specific; RNA polymerase II cis-regulatory region sequence-specific DNA binding. Lineage: Eukaryota; Metazoa; Mollusca; Bivalvia; Pectinida; Pectinidae. Bases 201 to 1136 code for a protein of 311 amino acids. Gene Ontology annotation, biological process: regulation of DNA-templated transcription. The transcript has 2 exons. The record is from RefSeq and is a predicted model, not a curated record.
AAUGUCAGGCAGCAACGUUGUAACGCAAUCCGAUCAACAUGAUCAGACGGGACGCUAGAAGCAGUGCUUCAGGGCGUGACACUGCUACGUACGGGAGAUAAAGGAUUCUACAAAUACAAAUAAUGAAAAGACAUUAACUUCUUCAGUGUAUAAACUGUUAAAUCUGGGAUUUUGUGUAGGAACGAAAACUCCCCAAAAAGAUGCCGAGGUCAUUUCUUGUCAAGAAAGUUAAAUGUGACGAUGACAAAUCCAUGCAUGGUCAUUAUUGGUCCAAGGAGAUAUACGAGGAUGACGUGGACGGUGGUAGAGCGGUGGCCCCCUACACACCCAGUACACAUCCACUGGCUGUCAGAGUUAAUAAUGGGUACAUAAGUGACCUGAUAGUGCCGUCACUUCCGGUGAAUGCAUCUGUCGCUGAGAUCGAAGAGAAGCCACAACCCCCAGCGGCGCAUGUAGAGAUCCAGUUUGAGGACGUGCAUGAUGAAGAGUGUCCAGUCCUUGAUCUUAGUCCUGACCGGAACAAAAACAACAUUGAAGAAAUUAACAGAAGUGUAACCAUUGGAUACACCUAUGAUGCGUUCUUCAUAAGCGACGGACGGUCGCGACGUAAAAAUGCAUUUGGUAUUCCAGAAAAGGUCAGCAAGCAACGUUACACGUGUAAUGAAUGCGGGAAGGAUUACGCGACAUCCUCAAACCUCUCCCGCCACAAGCAAACACACAGGAGUCUAGACAGUCAGCUAGCAAAGAAGUGCCCCUACUGUGACAAAGUCUACGUCAGCAUGCCAGCACUGUCUAUGCAUAUUCUAACGCACGAACUCAAACACCGUUGCGAUAUAUGUGGGAAGAGUUUCUCCAGGCCGUGGUUAUUGCAUGGACAUAAACGUUCUCACACGGGAGAGAAGCCGUACGGAUGCGCUCACUGUGGGAAGGCAUUCGCAGACCGCUCCAACCUACGUGCACAUAUGCAAACGCAUUCGGCGUUCAAACACUAUACCUGUAAGAGAUGCAACAAAUCGUUUGCCUUAAAAUCGUAUCUUAAUAAACAUUACGAGUCAGCUUGUAUAAAGGAGGGUCCAGAAUCUACUUUAGAUAUGAUAAAACAUAGUCUCUCUCCUGAGAGUUUGAACUUUUCGUAAUGAUGACUGGAGACAGGAUAAUUUGUGGUUUGUGCAGUGAAUCAUCGUUACAUCGUCUCCUGAUUGAUUUUAUCCAAAGGUCCUAACGUGAAAAAUGAGUACUUAUGACUUUUAGAGUAUUACUCACACCCCGAGUAACAAAGACUAAUGCAUCACACGGAACGGUGUCAACAGGGACGCGAAAAGACCUCAACGAUACACGAACGACUCUAGUAUGCACUGUGGAUGUUUAUGACAUAUUUAAACCGCAACAAACGAUAUCUAAACGGUGAUAUAAAUAGCGGAACUAGAUAUGCUUCAUUACUUAUAUACAAAUUCGAACUUAAAUUUGAACCCAUAGACAUUUGACACCAACGACCUUUGUAGAUGUAUAAAUAUUUUUUGUCCCAAUUCAUUAGUGACCAUUCACCUUCCUACCGCCAGUAGUGCCAGAACUUGUGUGAUAACAGAUAUCAGUAUAUAACCAACCAAGUGCCCCUUAACCCCUUAAUCGAAAUCACCAUUUUUGUAUUUUCUAUUUUCUUACGAAAUCCCAUUUAAGCAUUUUGAUACAGACACGAUAUAUUUGUUGGUGUUUUAUUCCCACCUACUAGUCUACAUAUAUGUUGGAUGUGUUUGACGGAUACAGUCUUGAGAUCAUAUUAUACGUUGAUGUUAUUCAC